GUUAGCUAACGUUAACAUGCUGUGAAAGGGCUCCUUCUCACGAAACUCGGACUCAUUUGCCCCAGCAGAGGCAUCACUUUUUCACUUUCCUGACUUUGUGAUUUUGUGAAGAAUUUCAAUAAAGACUGCAUCACGGAUAAAGGAAAGUUUAGCUCACUGUCUAGCUGGGUUCCCACACCUUAGUGAGGACAGUACAGUGAAAAAGUGUGAUUCAGCUGGAACGCAACAUCUCAAGUAGCAAAAAGGAAAAUCUAACAAGGAAAAUGGCAGAAAGAAUGAGUGAGAAGGCUGAGAAUGUAUCACACAAGUCAAGGACCUCUCGCUUAUCUUCAUCCAGCGCCGCAGUCAAGCUGCAAAGGUACGGGCUGAGUUUGCAGUGAAAGAAGCAAGGCUUAAAGUUGAAAAGGCUGAAAAAGAGGCAGAGCUACAGUUGGGAAAGGCAAAGCUGGAAGCUGAAUUAAGCACACUUGAACAACAAAAAGAGGCAGCCGCAGCUGAAGCACAAGCUGAAGCAUUAGAAGCGGCUGAAUAUCGAGAGAAUUCAGUUAAGUCUGGUUCAUCUUCACAUGAGGUCCUCCAAGAGGAAAUUGUAACACGCACAAAAGAGUAUGUUGCAGCACAAACUGAACUGCACCGAGCAAGCAUUCCAGUGUCCCACCCUGACCCAGCACAUGAUGCAGCAAUGUCUGAAGGGAGUUACAUUACAUGGCAUCCUUUGUCAGCGAUAGGCCCGAACGAGGAUGAUGUACACGAACAGGGCGAGGCCCCUAGCAGACCACCUGGCCACAGCAAGCCAUUGAGUCAGAGUGCGCCUCAUACUGGAAACCAAACAAUUCCAAAUCAAGAUAGUGGACGCCCCGAAGUGCCCAAGAAAGCGCAUUUCCCUCAGAAACCAGCACUUAACGCAAUGACGCCGCCAUAUUUUCCCAGUUAUGUCCCACCAACCUCACGCGUGGCACCUGAAACAGAACACCUGGCACGCUACCUGGCUCGCCGCGAUCUAGUGAGUACCAGCCUCUACCAAUUCGAUGACAAACCCGAAAAUUACAUGGCGUGGCAGUCAUCAUUCGAUAAUGCCACUGCAGGCCUGGGGCUCACAUACACUGAAUCAUUGGAUCUGCUCAUUAAGUGGCUUGGGCCAGAGUCUGUCAAGCACAUUAAACGCAUACGCUCUGUGCAUGUAAGGCACCCAGAUGUAGCACUACAAAAGGCCUGGGAGCGCCUCCAGCAAUGUUAUGCUGCGCCUGAAGUCAUGGAGAAGUCUCUGUUUAAACGACUGGACGAAUUCCCAAAAAUGUCUACAAAAGAUUACGAGAAACUGAGAGACCUAGGUGAUCUCCUAAUGGAACUGCAAGGUGCUAGAGAAGAAGGUUACCUCACAGGACUGGCAUACUUGGAUACAGCCAGGGGAAUAGGGCCCAUCGUUGAAAAACUCCCCUAUGGGCUUCAGGAGAAAUGGCUCGCAAUUGGAUCAAAGUUUAAAGAAAAGAACAAAGGCUAUUUCCCUCCAUUUGAUGUCUUUUCUGAUUUAAUCUGUCACGAAGCACGAAGAAGGAACGAUCCCAGCUUCGUCCUACCAUCUAGCAACAGCACCAGCUGGAAAUCAGACAAAACAACUUCACGCAACUUUGGAAGCAAGAUAUCCGUUCAGAAGACAGGGGUUUCUUCAGGUAAAGAUCCGCCUACAGAUAUACCUGAGAAAAAAGCUGAAGGGCCAGAGAAAAAUUGCCCCAUUCACAACAAACCACACGCGCUGUGGAAAUGCAGAACAUUCAGAGGAAAGCUGCUUGAGGAGAGGAAGAGCAUUCUCAAAGACAAUGGGAUGUGUUUCAAAUGCUGCAUGUCCUCUAGUCAUCUCGCUAGAGACUGUAAGACAAUUCUGAAGUGCGCAGAGUGUGGCAGUGACCGUCACCAUGCCAGAGGCAUCACUUGUAUGUAUUCCUUUCUUAAUGUUGUUAAACUUUGUUGUAAUUUAUAAUUUCAUAGUUUAUGUCGAAUUGAUGUUGUUAAAAAGCAGUUAUAAAAGUAAAUGGUUUAAAAACGAUUUUUUGAAGAUGUUAGCUAAAUGUUAGCUACAGGUCAGUUUAGGCACUGCAGUCAACAGUGAAUGUGAAGGUCAUUAGCUUAGCUUGUCUAGUUGAUGUAUGUUAACUUUCCAACCAAGUAGAACCUAAUUAUAUUUCUCAUUGUUUUAUUUUUAGUUUCACUUUCCUGACUUUGUGAUUUUGUGAAGAAUUUCAAUAAAGACUGCAUCACGGAUAAAGGAAAGUUUAGCUCACUGUCUAGCUGGGUUCCCACACCUUAGUGAGGACAGUACAAAUGCAUAAUUGGCACUUGGGAAUUUACUGUGUAUACUUGAGUUCAUUAUUUCCAUGUAAUACUUUUAACACUUUAUUUAUAGGAAGAAUUGUAUCUUUUUACUCUACUUCGUUAAUUUGAUCCAUGUAACUUGUUUCCAGGUAUAAUGUUACGUUUAAAAACACAUGAUAAACCUGACAUAAUUGUUUGCACUAUUUAAAGGAUAUAAUGAAAAGGAAGCAGUGGGGUUUAUUACUGGCACAGAUUUAUAUGGA
Eleginops maclovinus (Patagonian blennie) is the source of this 2573-nucleotide messenger RNA. RefSeq lists its product as uncharacterized. The coding region runs from base 683 to 1978 and encodes 431 amino acids. The record is from RefSeq and is a predicted model, not a curated record. The transcript is spliced from 2 exons. Lineage: Eukaryota; Metazoa; Chordata; Actinopteri; Perciformes; Eleginopidae.